AUGUCUUACAGGCGCGAUAACGAAACCAGAUCCGAGCUGCUUGUCACAAACAUCUUACUGGAUGGGUCUUUUCCUGCUCUCAGCUCCACCUGCGCAGAGGGACAAGGCUCCAAUAAGGAUGAACCGCUUUUGCUAAGACACGUCGAUCCGCCUCUGAUCGAGACACGUUUCUCUAUACGGAGCUUUCGAGAGAAUGCUAGAGGCAGAAAAGUGCCGGUACCGGUGCCGACAGAGACUGAGGAGGCGAUGAUGAAAUACCUGGACACGGUGGAGGCUUCCAUCAAGAGUCUCGACAAGUAUGCUGAGCCCUCAAAAAUACAAUGGGGUGACUCGGCAGCGGCAUUCCGAGAAGAGACGCAUCGAGUGUACACCCGUCAACAGAACCUACUCCGAAACACCAUGGACGCCGUGUAUAUUGAGGAGAAUAAACGACCGUUUACGUACCGCGUUCACUCGACUGUGGAUGAGUUCGUGGACGAUGGUGGUGAGCUGCUUGGUCGCAAUGAUCAAUCGAUGGACUGGACAGAGUAUGAAGAGAGGCUGGAGCGUGCGGUGACAAGUGCCCAAGGAGUAGAUGCGAUAUGUGCUGCAUCAUCACCGGAUGUUCUCGAUAUGGUUUUCACUACCGAAGUUAUUCAACCUACGACAUUAUUGGCCAAAACGGGUGAAGGAGAGACUAUGGAGUGGAGGGUGUUAGAUCCUAAAGCAACUGUCGCAUGUCUGCUGAUUAAAGAUGACUUUCCGGAAACGUUCGGUAAUGCUCCAGAGGCUUACGAGUCGUACUGUCAAUCAAUUUUCGAGGCGAUGGAGAACGUUUAUCUUCGCCCAGGAACCAACCUCGAAUUGGGCCCAGCGACGACCGCCGAAGACUUUGUCCAAGAUACAAGACGUUACGAGCAAUCACUUGUACGGCAGGCGGCUUUCGCGAGCGCCGAUCUGAUGUCUGCAACAGGGAGGAGCCAACAGACGGAUGUGGUGUUGCCGCGCGAGAAGGGAAAGACGAACGAUGACGAUGCAGCACAGGAUAGUCAAGCGGUAAAUGGGCGUCGGGUGAAGGUAGCAUGGGUUGACUCGUCCAUGUUUGAUGUUUUGACUGGACAGCCAUCGAAAGAGCCACAUUACUACUUCAACAGGAUCUCGAAGUAUGAGAGCUCCAUUGAGGAGGGUCUCGAUAGGAUGCGGAAGGCGCUGGGUGAUAAAGGAGAGGAGGAGAAUGACGUGAUGGUGCUACCCGAAAGAACUGUAUGGGGAACCUGGAAGUAG
Messenger RNA from Cryptococcus wingfieldii CBS 7118, 1263 nucleotides. RefSeq lists its product as hypothetical. Lineage: Eukaryota; Fungi; Basidiomycota; Tremellomycetes; Tremellales; Cryptococcaceae. The transcript has a single exon. Bases 1 to 1263 code for a protein of 420 amino acids. The record is from RefSeq and is a predicted model, not a curated record.